This is a messenger RNA of Oryzias melastigma (Indian medaka), 3289 nucleotides long. Its product is annotated as protocadherin beta-16-like. The coding region runs from base 346 to 2745 and encodes 799 amino acids. The transcript has a single exon. Gene Ontology annotation, cellular component: plasma membrane. NCBI's taxonomy places the organism in Eukaryota, Metazoa, Chordata, Actinopteri, Beloniformes, Adrianichthyidae. Gene Ontology annotation, molecular function: calcium ion binding. Gene Ontology annotation, biological process: homophilic cell-cell adhesion. The record is from RefSeq and is a predicted model, not a curated record.
UCCACAGCUCCUAAACAUUUAUUUCCUCAUUUUGUUACCUUGAUGUGCAGUAUCCUUCCUAGGACUCGGUGGGCCGCUGUUGACCAGCAUUACCCAGCUUUCAAGAAUAAUUAAUAGAGGAUCUACUCUCCGCUCUGUCUCAGUAACGCUGACUCUUAGCAAUAGGACACAGCUCCGUCUGGAUGAAACGGGAUUUUCCAAAAGCGCUCAUGGAUUAUUAUUUUUUUCAGUUUUUGAUUUCCCCUUUUAAAACAGAAAUGCUCACGCAUGCGUAAUUUGCCUCGGUUGAUUCCUUAAAGACUGCGAGUGGAUCUUUUUCUUUCGGUGGAUGAAUCUGAUAGAACAAUGAAGCGGGAGGUACUGUUGUUUUUCUCCGUGCUCUGUCUACCGGCGGUGCUUAGUCAAAUCAGCUAUUCAAUUCCAGAAGAAAUGUCUAAAGGCUCUUUAGUCGGAAACAUAGCCCAGGAUUUCGGUUUGGAUGUUAAACGCUUACGAGCUGGUAAAGCUCGCAUCCACACCGGAGACGACGCCGCGUACAUCCAGCUGAACAGGGAGCGGGGACUCCUCAUGAUUCAAGAAAAAAUAGACCGCGAGGCUCUCUGUGGGCAGGAAACGCCUUGUGCUUUACAUUUCCAGAUAGCAUUAGAAAACCCGAUAGAAAUAAUCUCUGUAACUGUCGAGAUUACCGAUAUUAAUGACAACCCCCCCAGGUUUGAAAAGGAAGAGAGGAGAUUUGAAAUCAGCGAAUCUGCAGUGGUUGGUUCUAAAUUUUUGCUUGAAAAAGCAGCGGACCUUGAUAUCGGACUCAAUGGUCUUCAGAGCUACAAACUGCAGCCCAACGACAAUUUUAUCCUUAAGCUGCACGGUCAGUCUGACGGCGCCAAAAAGGUGGAGCUGAUUUUACAGAAACCUCUAGACAGAGAGAAGCAGGAGUUCAUGUCGCUUUUGUUAACGGCGAUAGACGGUGGCGCGCCGCAGCGCUCCGGAACGAUGCAGAUUCACAUUACAGUGUUAGAUGUUAAUGACAACGCUCCUGUGUUUUCACAAGCGGUGUACAAAGCUGCAGUCAAAGAAAACUCGAUGGAGGGAACAAUGAUUACUAAGGUUAGCGCCUCAGACGCAGACAAAGGCUCAAAUGGACAGAUCAGUUACGUCAUCGUAGACAGCAUGGGGGGGAAUUCAAAACACUUUCACGUCACUGAAGACGGUCAUGUUAUACUGAAUGGACCAAUAGAUUAUGAAAAAGCCAAAAUGCAUGAAAUAUACGUAGAGGCAGUGGACCAAGGAGGACUUUCUGAUUCGGCUAAAGUUAUAAUUGAUGUAGCUGAUAUUAAUGACAACAAUCCAGUGAUAAAUAUAAUUUCAUCAUCAAAUUCAAUAGGAGAAAAUUCCAAACUGAGCACUGUGGUAGCUAUAAUGAGCGUAAAUGACCCGGAUUCUGAGGAAAAUGGUAAAGUGCGCUGUACAAUUAAUACAAAAAUGCCAUUUUCAAUAAAAACUACAUCAAACAAUCUUUAUAGUCUGAUGACAGACAGUGAGUUAGACAGAGAGACAGCAUCAGAGUAUAACAUCACUGUGACCUGCUCUGAUGAAGGAGUCCCCUCCCUCUCCAGCAGCGUCACUCUCACCUUACAGAUCUCUGAUGUGAAUGACAACGCACCUGUCUUUGAGAGGAGCUCAUAUGAGGCCUACAUUGUAGAAAACAACACACCAGGUGUGUCUAUAUUCACAGUGAAAGCCACAGACGCUGACUGGAAGCAGAAUGCGCGUGUUUCUUACAUCCUGGAGGACUCCUCUGUGAACGGAGUGCCAGUCUCCUCAUAUGUGUCCGUCAGUGCUGACAGUGGAGUCAUCCACGCAGUGCGCUCUUUUGACUACGAGCAGAUCAAAGACUUCCGCUUCUGUGUCAAAGCUCAGGAUGGAGGUUCUCCUCCACUCAGCAGCAACGUGAGCGUGAACAUCCAGAUCCAGGACCAGAACGAUAACCCGCCUCAGGUUCUGUACCCGGUCCAGACUGCUGGCUCUGUGGUGGCUGAAAUGGUGCCUCGUUCAGCUGAUGUGGGCUACCUGGUGACUAAAGUGGUGGCUGUUGAUGUGGACUCUGGACAGAAUGCCUGGCUCUCCUAUAAACUGCAGAAAGCCACAGACAGGGCGCUGUUUGAAGUGGGCUCCCAGAAUGGAGAGAUCCGAACUGUCCGCCAAGUGACGGAGAAAGAUUUGCUCAAACAAAGACUGACUGUGAUCGUGGAGGACAACGGGCAGCCCUCUCGUUCAGCUACAGUCAUUGUUAACGUGGCGGUGGCGGACAGCUUCCCUGAAGUGCUGUCGGAGUUCAGCGACUUUCCACACGACAAGGACUACAAUGACAACCUGACUUUUUACUUAGUGCUGGCUCUGGCUGUGGUUUCUUUCCUCUUCAUCACGUGUUUAGUGGUCAUCAUCUCCGUCAAGAUCUACCGAUGGAGACAGUCUCGCGUCCUGUAUCACUCCAGCCUCCCUGUCAUUCCAUAUUAUCCUCCACGGUACUCAGACACUUUGGGCACAGGGACUCUGCCACACACGUACAAUUACGAGGUGUGCAGGACCACUGACUCCAGAAAGAGUGACUGUAAGUUCGGCAGAGCUGGGAGUCAGAACGUGCUGAUAAUGGACCCCAGUUCUACAGGAACCAUGCAGCGGAUGCAGAGUGAGAAGAGCAUCCUGGAUGAACCAGACUCUCCUCUAGAGGUCAGUUGUUAUGGUUAGAUUUCUUUAUGUAGAUUUUCCUUUAAAAAUAGUCUUUUAGUUUGGGAUAUUGCAAAAACUUCAGCACCUUGGACAGCGACAUAUCCAGCUGUUACUGUCUUUGUACCCUUGUCUGUGGGUUAUAUAGUUUGAUUUGUCAUUGAAAAAAACUGCCUUCUGCAAUGUCCUAAGUAGUUGAUGAAACUUUCAGCACCAUGGAUAGCAUUUUCAGUCCUUUUUUAAACAUCCAUUACUAAUGCUUGGCUUGGUCAGUUACUUCAAAUGAAUUUCCCUUAAAAUAAAACCUUAAGAAUAUCUGUAAAAUAGAAGCUGUUUCGUUUUUUUUUUUUUUUUGAGGUUUCUCUAUUUCAUUUUUCCAUCAGUACCAAGGACAGCCUUUAUGGCAUUGGCUCAAUCUGUCAAAAAAGCUUUUUUUUCCCUUCCCAAUACGAGUCUUUCUUUGUUCAUAAGAUCACAUUCUUGAUAUUUUAAACAUUUUUAACAAUUUAAAGAAAUUCAGCAUCAAGAGUUAGUAUUUUUUUCUAAACAAAAAUUGGACCAAAUA